Malaya genurostris is the source of this 2289-nucleotide messenger RNA. RefSeq lists its product as uncharacterized. The record is from RefSeq and is a predicted model, not a curated record. The coding region runs from base 1 to 2289 and encodes 762 amino acids. Lineage: Eukaryota; Metazoa; Arthropoda; Insecta; Diptera; Culicidae. The transcript has a single exon.
AUGUCAGAUCCUCCGGGUACGGGAGCCGCUCAUGCGGCCCAGCAGCAGCAAAACACCGAUCAGUUAUUGCUCCAGAUCCUGAACCAACAACAACAGCUUAUGGCAAAACUCACAUCGCAGAUGUCAGCCACCCAAUUAACCAUACAGGGCCUGUCAAGAGAUGAAAUCACGUUAGAUUCGCUUGCCAGCAACAUCGUCGAGUUUGUCUACGAUCCAGAUCAAGGAUGCACGUUCGACACUUGGUAUUCAAGGUAUGCAGAUCUGUUUGACAAGGAUGCGGGACGCUUGGAUAAUGCUGCGAAAGUCCGACUGCUAAUGAGGAAAUUAAACCCAGCAGCACAUGAGCGUUUCACCAGCUUCAUUUUCCCGAAGAAAUCAAAAGAUUUCACCUUCGAACAAAUCAUCGAGAAGCUUAAAACCAUUUUUGGAUCGCCAGUGUCUAUCUUUCAUCGUCGAUAUCAAUGUCUUCAAAUUACUAAAGACGACGCAGAAGAUUUCGUGUCAUAUUCUUGCAAGGUAAAUCGAGCAUGUGUGGAUUUCAAGAUCAGUGAUCUUUCGGAAGAGCAGUUCAAAUCACUCAUUUUCGUGUGCGGAUUAAAAUCGUCAAGAGAUUCCGAUAUUCGUAUGCGGCUCAUUACUAAAUUGAACGACACUUCUGAAAUUUCGCUGGAGAAGGUAGUUGAAGAGUGCAAGAACCUGGUGAAUCUGAAAAAGGAUAACAGUCUCGUGGAAAAUCCGCGAACGCAAGCGGUCGUACAUGCAGUUAAGCAAAGUAGAUACAAAUCGAAGUCAAACCACAAGCACCUUCGAUCGGCCGCAGGUUCCAGUAUCGAUCGACCAAGAACUCCUUGCUGGUCGUGUGGAGGCAUGCAUUUCUCAAAGGACUGCCAGUACCGCGAGCAUCAGUGCCGUGACUGCAAAAAGAAAGGGCACAAGGAAGGUUAUUGUGCCUGUUUUUCGAAAAAGUGUACUUCAAAUAAAAAGAUAUUUACUGUGAGCAAAGACGUCAAGGGGGUAUCAGUCAAGAACGUCAGCCAAAGGAGGAAGUUUGCUGAGAUCCAAAUCAACAAGGUUCCAGUCCAGUUGCAAAUAGAUUCAGCGUCAGAUAUUACAAUUAUAUCUGACCAGCUUUGGAAACACAUUGGGCAGCCUCCAGGAGUCAGGCCAACAUGCAGUGCUAGAACAGCGUCAGGACAACCACUUGAUCUAGCGCUGGAAUUCUGGUGCGACGCGCAAAUCGGCGACAUUUCUAAAAAAGGUCUGUGUCGUGUUGUAUCAUCUAAUCUUGAUUUGAACAUUUUAGGCGCAGAUUGGAUAGAAUUGUUCGGACUGUGGGACGUUCCUUUUAGUUCAAUUUGUCACAAAGUCACCGGUUCACAAAAGCACAAUGUUGAAGUGUUACAGGCACAGUUCCCAACCGUUUUCAGCAGUAAAAUGGGACUGUGUACUAAGACGAAAGUUCAGCUCACUUUGAAAGGAGAUCCUAAGCCUAUAUUUCGCCCCAAACGACCCGUGGCGUACAGCAUGCAAAGCGCUGUGGAAAAUGAAAUUCAGCGGCUUCAGGAUCUUGGUAUUCUUGUUCCAGUUGACCAUUCAGACUGGGCAGCACCAAUUGUGGUAGUACGGAAGCCAAACGGAGCCGUGCGUAUUUGUGCUGAUUUCUCUACAGGACUAAACAGUAAUUUAGAGUCCAACCAGUACCCGCUACCAUUGCCUGAGGACAUAUUUGCGAAAAUGGCGGGAUGUAAACUGUUUAGUCACAUCGACUUGUCAGAUGCUUACCUUCAAGUAGAGAUUGAUACACGCGACCAGUACCUUCUCACCAUCAACACACAUAAGGGAUUGUUUCGUUACACCCGUCUAACUCCGGGCAUCAAGUCAGCUCCGGGAGUGUUUCAGCAGUUGGUGGACACAAUGGUCAGCGAUCUCAACGGAACAUGUGGUUAUCUAGACGACAUUUUAGUCGGUGGCCGUACACAAGAAGAGCAUGACCACAAUUUACAUCAAACUCUGCGUCGACUCGGAGAGUAUGGUUUCACAGUGAGGAUUGAAAAAUGCAGUUUUCAAAUGUCACAAAUCAAGUACCUCGGACAGAUACUUGAUGGCGAUGGAAUAAAGCCAGAUCCAGACAAAUCAGCAGCCGUAGCAAGCAUGCCACCGCCACAUGAUGUUCCAUCGUUGCGUUCGUAUCUGGGUGCUGUCAAUUACUAUGCAAAGUACAUUCCGGAAAUGCGCAACCUUCGGUUCCCGAUGGAUGAACUACUCAGAACGGGUUCAAAGUGGAUCUGA